AUGCUUGAAAAAAAAAUAAAAAAUUUAUCCGUUGGAGAAAAACUUUCAUCUUUGAUACAAAGUAAACCGUCAGGUUUCGAUUCUGACAGUGACAAUGAUUUAAUAACAGUAGACAAAUUAGCAUCGAAAUCUAAUGACAGCGAUUUCAGUGCAGAUGAACUCGAUGUCGCAAAAUUUCGUAAAUUAAAUGACACACUAUUAGACGAAAAUGACUUAAAGUAUAAAGGUAAAGGUGUUUCUAGAAAAAAUUUGUACGAUUUUGAUAAUGGGUCUAGUGACGACGAAGAGAACGAACCAUCUGUAGAGGAUGAUGAAUUUGGCAAUAAUGAUGAAGAAGGUAGUGAUAGUGAUGUUGAGAGUGAAGAUGAAGAUGAAGAAGAAGAUGAAGAUGAGAACGAAAAAGAAGAGGAAGAAGAAGAAUUUUCUCUCAGCAGCGAUCAGGAUGUAGAUUCUAAACAAACAGAAAAUGUUUCUCAUCCUAAAAAUCACCAAUCUGAUCAAAUUAACCAUAAGCAAAUUUUUCUAAAUGCUGAAAAAGACAUUGAAAAAGGAGCGGCUAUUAAGAAUCAGUUACAUUUGUGGGAUUUUUUUUUAGAUUGUCGUAUGAAAUUACAACCCAGUUUAGUCAACUCAAAUCAAUUGCCUACAUAUAAGAAUAUAGAAAAAUUUAAAGAAAAUCCCGAAUUUGAUGAAUUAAGAAGAAAAACUUUUAAAUCUUACAAGCAUUUACUUAGAUCUUUAUUAUCACUACAAGAAGUACUUUUGAAUGAUAAUGAAGAAUUUAAUAAUAGCUAUUGCGAUAAAGAAGUCAAAUCUAAAAAUGAUGAAAGCACUAGUGAAAUAGAAAGUAAUUUAGAAAGUGAUGAAGAUACAGUUAACACAUGCCAAAAUAAAAACUUUGAAAAAAAAAAUUCCUUCAAAAAUAAUUGUAAAAAAUUAAAAGACUUUUCGAGUGAAAUUAAUAAAAGGCAUAAACAUUUUGAAACUUAUAGAAAUAACACAAUUCAAAAAUGGGAUGAUAAAACAAGAUUAGGAAAUUUAAGUAGUAAAAAUUUUAGCGCUUUCGAACAAUCAACAUUAAAACAAAUAGAACAUGUAUUAUUAAAUAAAGAAAGGCUCAUCACAAGGACUCAAACUAAAAGAUCUAGUUAUCACAUAUUAGGUCAAUUAGAUGAUGAUGAACCUCAAUUGAAAAAAAUGGCUGUUGAAGAGAACAACAGUGAUUAUACAUUGAUAGGCAAUGAAAGAAAUAAAACAAAAAUUAAUAGAGAAAUAUUCGAUGAUGAUGAUUUUUAUCAUCAAUUGCUUAGUGAAUUAGUUAAAAGAAAAGCAAAUAAUUUAACUGAUCCUGUACAACUUGGUAGGCAAUGGAUGCAAUUGCAACAAAUUCGUAGCAAAAUGAAAAAAGUUGUCGAUACGAAAGCUUCCAAGGGUAGAAAAGUUAGAUUUGUGGUGCAUCCGAAAUUAGUCAAUUUUAUGAUGCCUGUAUAUAAUUCAGUUUUAAGUGAAGAAUCAAGAGCUGAAUUGAUAACUUCUUUAUUUGGAAAAAAAAAUUAA
Pediculus humanus corporis (human body louse) is the source of this 1557-nucleotide messenger RNA. Its product is annotated as protein AATF, putative. The coding region runs from base 1 to 1557 and encodes 518 amino acids. The transcript has a single exon. The record is from RefSeq and is a predicted model, not a curated record. Gene Ontology annotation, biological process: regulation of transcription by RNA polymerase II. NCBI's taxonomy places the organism in Eukaryota, Metazoa, Arthropoda, Insecta, Psocodea, Pediculidae. Gene Ontology annotation, cellular component: nucleus; nucleolus.